GUGGGGAACUAUCUCUCUGAUUUAUUCCUUAUUUUCAUAUAAACGCUGCUCUGAUCUGAGUCGAGUGGUAGGUGGACGCAGAGAGAGGGGGGAAGACGCCCAUGCAUUGACACACUCUCGUGGACACAGUCACUCACUCAGUCGCUGCCUGGUGCGGGUGACAAGAGUUGGCUGCUGCUGGAUCAGUGAUGUGUCGCCAUCAGUGUCACCGGUCCACUCUGUGACCUGGACAAGUUUUGCUCAGCAAGAGGGAAACAACUUGCCUUCUUCCUUUGCUAUAUGUACUCAUGGGAGCUGUUACUACUGAGCUCAGUUUGGGGCUUUGACCAGGACUUCACUAGAUACCUGCCUAAAUCCAGGAGGAAAAAGAGAGAGUGCCGUGGUAGAAAAAAAAAGACCAGAUCAAUAUUACAGAGUGAAGCUCAAGAAAUCCAGGCUUACUUUGCCUGUGUACCAAUGCUGGUCUGUGAAACUAUUGCCUUCAGAGGGAUUAUUCCAAUCCCCCAGGUGGAGACAGAGGAGGGAUGUCUGUGGUGAGUGUGUGACCUCUCUGGAGUUUAGUGUCGUGGCCCAGGGCUAGCGCGCCCCAGGAAGCAGAGUAGGAGGAGGACGUGUUGUUGUAGUUUUGGAUCACUCCAUUAAGGUAUGUGAGAUAAAUGAGUGUGGGAUAGCACUCCCAAUGGCCCUGGACUCUCUGCCGUAGCCCCGAUGCAAGCUUCAGAGGCCGGCAUGGCUGGCAGGCGGAUGCCCCUACUGCUGCUGGUGGUGCUGGCGCAGGUGCUGAGUGGAGUCUGUGUGCCAGGGGACGGCUUGGGGAAGUACAAGGGAAGCUGGAGGUGGAAAGGUGAAAGGAGCCGAUCCCGUCUGCGCCAAGAGGACACCCCACCCCGGAUUGUGGAGCACCCCUCUGACCUGAUUGUCUCCAAAGGGGAGCCCGCCACUCUCAACUGUAAAGCGGAGGGGCGGCCAACCCCGACAGUGGAGUGGUACAAGGAUGGAGAGCGGGUGGAAACGGACAGGGACAAUCCCCGUUCUCAGCGCAUGCUGCUGCCCAGCGGCUCCCUCUUCUUUCUACGCAUUGUCCAUGGACGACGGAGCAAGCCGGAUGAAGGUUCCUACGUCUGCGUGGCCCGCAACUACCUGGGAGAAGCAGUAAGCCACAACGCCUCGCUGGAAGUAGCCAUUCUACGUGAUGACUUCAGACAAAACCCUGCCGAUGUGAUCGUGGCGGCCGGAGAGCCGGCGGUCCUAGAGUGUCAACCUCCACGCGGACAUCCUGAACCCACCAUAUCGUGGAAGAAAGAUGGAAUAAACAUUGACGAUCGAGAUGAGAGAAUCACUAUACGCGGGGGGAAGCUGAUGAUCACAAAUGCCCGGAAGAGCGAUGCUGGGAAGUACGUGUGCGUCGGCACCAACAUGGUCGGAGAACGUGAAAGUGAAAUAGCUGAACUUACAGUGCUUGAGCGUCCCAGCUUUGUGCGUCGCCCAGGCAGCCAAGUGGUGUUAGUGGACCAAAGUGUAGAGUUCAGGUGUGAGGCCCGUGGCGACCCAGUUCCCACCGUGCGCUGGAGGAAAGAUGAUGGCGACCUGCCCAAAGGAAGAUAUGAGAUUCGUGAGGACCACACCCUGAAGAUCCGUCGCCUGACCUCGGCUGAUGUAGGCUCCUACACCUGUGUGGUAGAGAACAUGGUGGGCAAGGCGGAGGCAUCGGCCACGCUCACCGUCCACGUCAUGUCUGUGCCCCCGGCAUUUGUGGUUAGACCAAGGAACCAGGUGGUGGGGGUUGGCAGAACUGUCACCUUCCAGUGCGAGGCCACUGGAAACCCACAGCCAGCCAUUUUCUGGCAGCGGGAAGGGAGUCAGAACCUGCUCUUCUCCUACCAACCUCCUCAACCCUCCAGCCGAUUUUCUGUAUCUCAGUCUGGGGACCUGACCAUCACUGAUGCUGAACGCUCAGACAUGGGCUACUACAGCUGCCAGGCCAUCAACACUGCUGGAAGUGUCCUCACCAAGGCUCUGCUAGAGAUCACAGAUGUCGUGUCAGACCGCCCGCCACCAGUUAUUCGACAGGGCCCAACCAAUCAGUCGGUAGCUGUAGAUGGCACCGUGGUCCUUAACUGUGUGGCAACAGGGAACCCCACCCCCACCAUCCUGUGGAGGAAGGAUGGUGUCUUGGUGUCCACUCAUGACUCCAGGGUCAAACAGCUGGACACCGGCGCGUUGCAGAUACGCUAUGCAAAGCUUGGUGACACUGGAACCUACACCUGCAUCGCCUCCACACCCAGUGGAGAGGCCUCAUGGAAAGCUUACUUAGAGGUCCACGAAUUUGGAGUCCCAGUCCAGCCCAACAGACCGACUGACCCAAACCUGAUCCCCAGUGCCCCUUCCAAACCUGAGGUCACUGACGUGACCCGCACCUCUGUCGCCCUUUCCUGGAGACCUAACCUUAAUGCCGGAGCCACACCCACCUCUUAUGUCAUAGAGGCCUUCAGUCAUGCAUCAGGGAGCAGCUGGCAGACCUUGGCAGAGCAUGUGAAAACUGAGUCAUUUGUACUGAAGGGCUUGAAGCCCAGUGCAGUCUACCUCUUCUUAGUACGGGCAGCUAAUGCCUAUGGGCUGAGUGAUCCCAGUCCCAUUACUGAAGCUGUGAAAACACAAGAUAUCCCUCCCACCAGUCAGGGUGUGGACCAUCGUCAGAUCCAAAGGGAGUUGGGAGAUGUGGUUAUCCACCUGCACAACCCCACCAUUCUCUCCUCCUCCUCUGUCAGGGUGCAGUGGACAGUGGAGCAGCAGUCCCAGUACAUCCAGGGCUACAAGGUGAUGUAUAGGCCUUCACCGGAGGGGCUGCAGAGGAGUGAAUGGGCAGUGUUCGAGGUGCGCACCCCUGGGGAAGACAGCGCUGUUGUGCCACAGCUCCGUAAGGGAGUCACAUAUGAAUUCAAAGUCCGCCCUUUCUUCAAUGAAUUCCAGGGAACAGACAGCGAUGUCAAAAUUGGCAAGACGCUGGAGGAAGCUCCCAGUGCCCCUCCUCGCGAGGUUACAGUGGCGGAGAGCGGGGACAAUGGGACCGCCAUCAUGGUCUCCUGGCAACCCCCUCCAGAAGAGGAGCAGAAUGGGGUGGUCCAGGAGUACAAGAUUUGGUGCUUGGGGAAUGAGAGCAGGUAUCACAUCAACCGUACAGUUGACGGCUCAACCUUAUCCGUGCUGAUUCCCAGUCUUGCCCCAGGGAUCCGCUACAGCGUGGAGGUAGCAGCCAGCACCGGGGCGGGUCCCGGGGUCAAGAGCGAUAUCACCUUCUUCCAGCUUGACGCGUCUGGGCGAAUGACAGGGGACGAGAUCCAGGAGAACCCCCUGUCCCAGCAGAUCUCCGAUGUGGUCAAGCAGCCGGCUUUUAUAGCAGGCAUAGGAGCCGCGUGCUGGAUCAUCCUCAUGGUCUUCAGCAUCUGGCUGUACCGACACCGAAAGAAGAGGAAUGGCCUCUCCAGCAGCUAUGCAGGCAUACGCAAAGUGCCAUCUUUUACUUUCACACCAACAGUGGCAUAUCAGAGAGGAGGGGAAGGUGUAAGCAGCGCUGGAAGGCCUGGUUUGCUAAACAUCGGGGAAUCUGCCACUCAGCCCUGGCUGGCAGACACGUGGCCAAACUCCUGCGCCAACCACAAUGACUGCGGCAUCAACUGCUGCACUGCAGGCAAUGGCAACAGCGACAGCAACUUGGCAACAUACAGCCGCCCCGCCGACUGCAUCGCCAAUUAUAACAACCAGAUGGAAAACAAGCAGACCAACCUCAUGGUGCCAGAGUCAGGGCUCUAUGGAGAUGUAGACUUGUCCAACAAGAUCAAUGAGAUGAAGACCUUCAACAGUCCAAACCUGAAAGAUGGCCGCUUUGUGGGUCCAGGGGGCCAGCCGACACCGUACGCCACAACCCAGCUCAUCCAGUCCUCCAUCAUGGGACACAACGUUAACCCUGACAGAGGAACCGGAGGGAGUGGAGGAGGAAUGGGUGGAGGGGAGAUGAAUGAAAAACACUGCUGGAAGCCAACCUCAGUCCAGCAGCAGAAACAGGAGAUGGGCUCCCAGCUGCAGUACAACAUCAUGGAGCAAAACAAGCUGAACAAGGACCGCUACAGAGGAGGUGACAGCCCUAUGCCAGCCACCAUCCCCUACAACCAGACCCACGAUAGCCACACUGGAGGCUCCUACAACAGCUCCGACCGAGGCAGCAGCAGUACCUCCGGGAGUCAGGGUCAGAAGAAGGGAUUGCGCACCCCCAAACUACCCAAACAGAGCACAAUGAAUUGGGCUGACCUUCUGCCCCCUCCCCCUGCAAACCCACCCCCAAGUCGGAGCACAGAGGAGUACUCUCUAUCAUUGGAAGAAAGCUGUGAACCAGACAUGCAGUGCCCCAUGCCCCCUUCUCACAUGUACCUGCAGCCUGAUGAGCUGGAGGAGGAAGAGGAGAUGGAGAGGGGGCCCACUCCCCCCAUCCGAGGAGCAGCCUCUUCCCCUGCAGCUGUAUCUUAUAGUCACCAGUCCACAGCCACCCUCACCCCCUCACCGCAGGAGGAGAUGCAGCCGAUGCUCCAGGACAGCCAUGAACGCAGGCGCCACGCUGUGAGCCCCCCACCCCCUCCAAGGCCCCUCUCUCCUUCACACACAUAUGGGUACAUCACCAGCCCGUUGACCUUGGACACUGAUGGUAUGGAGGAGGAGGAGGAGGAGGAGGAGGAUAUAUUGGAGGAAGAGGAGGAGGAGGGUGACGACACAGAUGCAGAGGUGGCCAAGAUGCACUACCACCACACCCACCCCCACACACACCCCCACCAUCCCCAGAUGCAUCCACGAAGGUUGCUGCUACGAGGGCUUGAACAGACGCCUGCGUCCAGCAUGGGCGACCUGGAGAGCUCGGUUACCGGCUCCAUGAUCAACGGAUGGGGCUCGGCUUCUGAAGAGGAUAAUGUCUCUUCAGGGAGGUCCAGUGCCGUCAGUUCAUCAGAUGGAUCCUUCUUCACUGAUGCUGACUUUGCUCAAGCGGUUGCCGCAGCCGCAGAGUACUCAGGCCUGAGGGUGGCCAAAUAUCCCAACACACUGGGUCACGAAGUGGGAGGAGCUUCAGCGCGAAAAUACCAAAUAAACCCAUCAGGACACAGUCCUGGCAGCCCAGUGUCUACAGACAGUAACAUGAGUAUGGCAGCUGUACACAGGAGGCCUCCCAAGAAGCAGAAACAGCAUCCCGCAGGUCACCCAGGGAACCAGCGACGUGAAGCCUAUAAUGAAGAUCUCCCACCUCCUCCUGUCCCACCCCCGGCUGCGCUCAAGUCGCCUACGCACCCCUCCAAGGUGGUCCCGGAGGGCCGGGGAGCGAUUUCCCCUAAAGCGGGUGAGGGUCGAGACAAAAGAGGAGGAACGGGGGGCCAUCGGCCCAGAGAAGGCUUAGACCCCAAAACCGCCUCGACCGAACGAAAAGAUGCCCAGGAGAGACAGAAGACAGCCCAUGGGGUGAAAGCGAAUAAACACGAGGGUAGCGCCGCCAACAAAGCACGCCAACACGCAGGUUCAGAGGACAUUCCAUCCUACAGCCGACCACAGUUCCCUGCGGUCAACGGCCCCCGCGACCUAAGCUCCUCCAGCUCUGUGUCUUCCAGGGGCUCAGGGGGGCGGCGGAGAGGAGAUGGAGGCCGCAGAAACCAGGCAGACACCGGCCUCAACGCCACAGGGGCCUUCCGACUGGGAGACGAAGAACUAGAGAUGGCAGAAAGCUGAAGAACAGAGGAGGAACUGUUGUGAUUUUGAGCGGAGCAUCAUUGUUUCUCUUACAAUUUUAAAUAUCUCAGUAUUUGACCAUCAUAUUGGCUGCCAUUAUACUGUACAUCAGUAGUGUUCUUUACAUUUGGAAAGCAGACCAAUGUUUGUUUAUUUACUUAUGUCCAUUUAAAAAAAAAAAGGAAGGGGUGUCUGAAGUUUUGUUUUGUUGAAAACAAAAUACGCAGUACUAUAUUUAUGUUUAAUUCCAAUGCAAUAUGGAGUGAAAUCCUACUCCGGACAUUGACGCGACUCUGUUCGGCCGGACAAAAACUUUGAGCCGUCGCUGUAAUAAAGUAGCUGCAAGCAGAGAGGGGCAGACCGUCUGUAAAUAUACGUGUACACAUGACGUUUUACCCACUGCGGUACCUCAAAUUUGUCUUCCUUGUUUUAUUUUGAGAAUUCAAAUUUUACGAUGGCGGUAAAUACAUUUUGUUUGUUUCCAUCCGCGUUGUAAAUUGCUCUAUUAUUUAGCCGCCCCAAGAAAGCGCCACUUUGGGUUCUUUUUGUCUUUAGUUUUAUCGUAAUGCACUGUUGUUUUGUGUUGUCGUCGUCAAUGUUUGUCAAUUGUUUUACUUUGGUUUUAAAAGCACAAUCACUAAACUUUAUUUUAAACCAUUCUAUCUAUUAACCUUUUCGUCUUACCGGAGGAAACGGGUAAGACGAAAGAGUCCGGUCAAUCCCGACAGCGCGGGUAAAGGCCGGCGGUCUCCCUC
Etheostoma cragini (Arkansas darter) is the source of this 6515-nucleotide messenger RNA. RefSeq names its product roundabout, axon guidance receptor, homolog 1 (Drosophila) (gene robo1). Gene Ontology annotation, biological process: axon guidance; Roundabout signaling pathway; axon midline choice point recognition. Gene Ontology annotation, molecular function: axon guidance receptor activity; protein binding. The transcript is spliced from 30 exons. NCBI's taxonomy places the organism in Eukaryota, Metazoa, Chordata, Actinopteri, Perciformes, Percidae. Bases 709 to 5760 code for a protein of 1683 amino acids. The record is from RefSeq and is a predicted model, not a curated record.